AUGAGUUAUAUGUUACCGCACCUUGACAGCGGCUAUGCCGUUGAUCAAGCCAUCCUCAGCGAAGAGGACCGUGUUGUAAUCAUCAGAUUCGGGCAUGACUGGGAUCCGGCCUGCAUGAAGAUGGACGAAACUCUUUAUCACGUUGCUGACAAAAUCAAGAACUUUGCAGUCAUUUACCUCGUGGACAUCACGGAGGUCCCAGACUUCAACACCAUGUACGAGUUGUACGACCCAGUCACCGUCAUGUUCUUCUUCAGGAACAAGCACAUCAUGAUCGAUCUGGGAACGGGAAACAACAACAAGAUUAACUGGGCUCUACAGGACAAGCAGGAGUUCAUCGACAUUGUUGAGGUGGUGUAUCGAGGAGCGAGGAAGGGCCGCGGUCUGGUGGUUUCGCCCAAGGACUACUCCACCAAGUACAAAUACUAAGACAAGACAAGGACCAGAGGAGAAGAAGAGGAGAGAGGAGGAGGAGAGGAGGAGAGAGCAUGCAAGGACUUUGGACUUGUUGCCCUGAGAGUUUUGCGCUCUCUGGUUUUGUCAGGAGAUUUUCGAGCUUGAACUCUCACCCUAAUACUGAUUGCUUGCCUGACAAUAAAGAAGAGAACCUGUUG
Messenger RNA from Guillardia theta CCMP2712, 614 nucleotides. Its product is annotated as component of the U4/U6.U5 snRNP/mitosis protein DIM1. NCBI's taxonomy places the organism in Eukaryota, Cryptophyceae, Pyrenomonadales, Geminigeraceae. The transcript is spliced from 4 exons. Bases 1 to 429 code for a protein of 142 amino acids. Gene Ontology annotation, cellular component: spliceosomal complex; U4/U6 x U5 tri-snRNP complex; U5 snRNP. Gene Ontology annotation, biological process: mRNA splicing, via spliceosome. The record is from RefSeq and is a predicted model, not a curated record.